AUGAGGGAGAUGGGGAUUGCUAGGAGGAGAGACAUGGUGGCGGUGGUGGGUGGAGAAUUUGGAGGUGAGAGAGGUGGUGGAGUUUCUAGGAAGGGGGUGGAACUUGGAAGCAAGUUGAAACUGAUAUAUAUGAAGGGAAGAAGAGAGGGAGUUGGUGAAAAUUGGAAGUAUUGUGUUCGUGUGUAUAGUAUCGUUUCCUACAUGCUCAUAACUCAUAAAGGGCAAAUUUUGGCAAGAAAAUGGAAAUUUGAGGAUGCACAGGGGGCCAGCGGGUUGCAGAGUCCGCUCAUCACCCAAGGCGGUGGCAAUCAUCUCCCUUUGAAGUAACUGGUCGCUCAUCGGCAAAAAAUGGGCGUU
Lotus japonicus is the source of this 357-nucleotide messenger RNA. RefSeq lists its product as uncharacterized. NCBI's taxonomy places the organism in Eukaryota, Viridiplantae, Streptophyta, Magnoliopsida, Fabales, Fabaceae. The transcript is spliced from 2 exons. The coding region runs from base 1 to 327 and encodes 108 amino acids. The record is from RefSeq and is a predicted model, not a curated record.